UCUGACCUUGGAGCGGCUAUCAAGAGAUACGUGCGAUCGACUAUGAAAGGAUAUGUCUGUCAGAGUCCAGACAGGGUUUGUGUGGCAGGGUCCCCCGGACCAAUAGGAGCUCGUGGUCUUCCCGGAAAAAGAGGGCCCAAAGGAAUUAGAGGGAAAAAGGGAACGCGAGGAGUUGUGGGACCUCCAGGAGGACCGGGAAAGCAAGGCAUCAAGGGAGAUAUUGGCCCUGAAGGAAUCAAGGGAGAAAAAGGGAACCCAGGGACACCUGGACAACCAGGAGCUAAAGGUGAACCAGGCGAGUCCUUAUCUGCACCAAAGGUGACUGUAUCACCGACUUCAGACACUGUUACUGAAAACCAAACUGCCACGUUUUAUUGCUCGGCUGAUGGGAAUCCAACGCCUACAGUCACCUGGAGUAGAACAGGUGAUACGGAACCAAUUUCAAGCCCACAUAAUAAGUUGGAAAUCAGAAAAGCUACGUAUAAUGACUCGGGAGAUUACGUUUGCACGGCCAAGAGCAUAUUGGGUGGGGUGCAAAGGCAGGUGAAGCUCUUUGUCGAAG
This is a messenger RNA of Pocillopora verrucosa, 562 nucleotides long. The record is from RefSeq and is a predicted model, not a curated record. Lineage: Eukaryota; Metazoa; Cnidaria; Anthozoa; Scleractinia; Pocilloporidae.